AUGAGUAUCUUGAAGUUGAGAGACUGGCUCCUAAGCGUCUCCGAAGUCGAAUAUCCAACCCCGCAGACUGUAGAAAGAUCGGCUGAAGACGGUUUACCUGUCGCUAUCAAGAUGGCCAGCAACUUUGUAGGUCCUUCGGCGAUGGGUAAGUCGUUCUUCGCGGCGGGUGCUGAAGCAGACGUUGGACGUGGAAUGACGCAGAAAAGAAUGAGGCAGGGCUGGCGUGUCGCAGUCACAAUUACGCACACGCACGCCACGAAGCGGCGCUAA
Pseudogymnoascus destructans is the source of this 270-nucleotide messenger RNA. RefSeq lists its product as uncharacterized. The transcript is spliced from 2 exons. The record is from RefSeq and is a predicted model, not a curated record. Lineage: Eukaryota; Fungi; Ascomycota; Leotiomycetes; Thelebolales; Thelebolaceae. Bases 1 to 270 code for a protein of 89 amino acids.